UGAGGAGACAAAUCAUUCAAAUUCUACUUCAUUUUGGCAAGAUUGCAUUCCAACUGGCUCUAUACCCCCACUCUACACUCUCCACCUUUGGCUAUAAAAGGAUCACACAUUGUUUCCUCUAUACAACAUCAACAACUCUUCAACUCCUAUAACACCCUCAAGUUACACCAUUCUCUAUAGUGAGUUAUUUGGUUCAAGAAAUGGCAUCAAGCUCAAUGUCAUCCACAGGCUCAUGGAGUGCCAAGGACAACAAGGCCUUUGAAAGGGCUCUGGCUGUUUAUGAUAAGGACACUCCUGACCGUUGGUACAAUGUUGCUAGGGCUGUUGGUGGCAAGACUCCAGAGGAAGUGAAGAGGCACUAUGAACUCCUCCUCAGGGAUGUUAGGCACAUUGAAUCAGGCCAAGUGCCAUUCCCAAAUUACAAGCAAAGUGGAGGCUCUUAAGAGGAGAAAAGGAUGAGAAACAUAAAGUUUCAGUGACGAAUUGGCAUGAACAACAAAGAAUUUAUGGUGUUCACUAUCUAGCAAAUUUUCUAGAAUCCUAGUGCUACGUAAUAAGUAGCGCUAGUGACGUAGUAGUAGUAUAAUAUUAUUCAUAAGAAUCGUUUCCCAUGAUUCCAUGUUGUAUUGUCGUUGAAGCUGCCUUGAAGAACCAACGACUCUGUUUAAGUUCCCACCAUCAAUAAAGUUUUCAUUUU
Messenger RNA from Cajanus cajan (pigeon pea), 697 nucleotides. RefSeq names its product protein RADIALIS-like 3. Gene Ontology annotation, molecular function: DNA-binding transcription factor activity. The record is from RefSeq and is a predicted model, not a curated record. Lineage: Eukaryota; Viridiplantae; Streptophyta; Magnoliopsida; Fabales; Fabaceae.